Penicillium cataractarum is the source of this 4098-nucleotide messenger RNA. RefSeq names its product Pfs, NACHT and Ankyrin domain protein. The transcript is spliced from 3 exons. NCBI's taxonomy places the organism in Eukaryota, Fungi, Ascomycota, Eurotiomycetes, Eurotiales, Aspergillaceae. Gene Ontology annotation, molecular function: protein binding; catalytic activity. The record is from RefSeq and is a predicted model, not a curated record. Bases 1 to 4098 code for a protein of 1365 amino acids. Gene Ontology annotation, biological process: nucleoside metabolic process.
AUGGAUGGAAGAGAUCACACAGACGAGGAUGGCACGGAAUCAGAUCCAUAUCGGCCGCCGAAGAGGCAGAAGACAUUUCACCAUGAUGCCUCGGCUACUCUGGGGCGUGGCUUAUAUACUGUCGCCUGGAUUUGUGCGCUUCAUAUUGAGAUGGCGGCAGCUCUAGCCAUGCUGGACGAAGUCCACGACCCUUUGCAUACAUACCCAGAUGAUAGCAACACUUAUAAACUGGGGCGCAUCAAACAGCACAAUGUCGUCAUUGCAUGUUUACCCGCUCAUCAAUACGGAACGAAUAAUGCGGCGAACGUCGUGACCAACCUCAAACGAACUUUCCCAUCAAUACGUGCCGGGUUGAUGGUCGGAAUCGGCGGAGGUGUCCCGAGUAAGGCCGAUAUCCGCUUGGGUGAUGUUGUUGUUGGGACCCGAGUUAUGCAGUACGAUCUCGGAAAACUCCUCGGGGAUGGACGAAUGCAAAGGACAGCGAUACCAAAAGUCCCCCAUCAGCUCCUUGGCACAGCUGUAUCGGCCCUCCGAUCAAAACAUGAACUGGAGCCUAGCCAGAUUCCGUCCAUUUUGAAACAAAAACUAGGGGCAUAUCAUGGCUACGGUCGCCCAAGCUCACCAGAUCGCCUCUUUUGCGUGGAAUAUGACCAUGAAAAUUCUAAUUCCACCUGCGACGAUUGUGACCAGUCUAAAUUGAUCUCUCGCUGUAAGCGGGGUUCAGGCGAUAUCAUGAUUCACUACGGCGCGAUCGCUUCAGGUAAUCAAGUGGUCAAGGACGGCAGGACCCGGGAUAGCAUUUCUCGACAGUUAGACGUUGUUUGUUUCGAGAUGGAAGCGGCUGGCUUGAUGGAUACCAUAUCAUGCCUGGUCAUUCGAGGGAUAUGUGAUUAUGCAGACACUCACAAGAGCAAGGAAUGGCAGAGGUAUGCGGCAGCAACUGCGGCCGCAUAUGCAAGAGAGUUACUCGAAGAACUUCCAGUGACUGAAGGAUAUGCAAAAGCUCCUUUUUUGCCUGACCCCCAGGAAAACCGAGUCCAUGAGCGUCGACAGCGGUUGCUGGAAUCAUUACGAUUCGAACAGAUUGACUCUCGCAAGUUGACUAUCAAGACCGCCCAUGCUAAGACAUGCAAAUGGUUUCUAAGCCAUCCCGACUAUAAGACCUGGCUUGACCCGUCAAUGUUAUCGCAGCAUCACGGUUUUCUGUGGAUCAGUGGUAAGCCUGGUGCCGGAAAGUCAACGAUCAUGAAGUUUGCCUACACGAAUACGAAGAACAAAGCUCGCCGUCAAGGCUCCGUUGUGGCGUCGUUUUUCUUCAACGCUCGAGGCGAAUACCUGGAAAAGUCAGUUUUUGGCAUGUAUCGAUCACUACUUCUGCAAUUACUUGAGGGAUAUCCUAUUCUUCAAUCUGUGUUGGAUGAGUCCGAUCUCAUCCAUGACCAGAAUGGCUGUCCUUCUUUGAAUGUUCUCAAGGAUGUAUUCUGUGAUGCUGUUCUAGCUCUCGGUACAAAGUCAUUCACCUGCUUUGUUGAUGCUCUCGAUGAGUGCGAUGAGCAACAAGUUGUGGAAAUGGUUCAGUAUUUCGAAGACCUCGCCGAGCAAUCCGCAUCUCGUGGCGCAGGCCAUUCUGAAGACCUAGAAGCAUACGUCUCAAGCCACCUCCAAAUUGAAGACCCCGCUAUUAUUGACGAGCUGCAGCCCCAACUCCUUGGCAAGGCUGCUGGCGUAUUCAUGUGGGUUGUUCUUGUCGUCGAUAUUCUAAAUAAAGAGCACCGACGGGGUGGUCUGAGCCUUCGACGGAGACUCGCAGAAAUUCCGAGCGAUUUGAGUGAACUGUUCAAGGACAUAUUGAGGCGCGACAACGAGAAUGUGGAGGAUUUGCUGCUUUGCGUCCUGUGGAUUCUCUACGCAAAACGACCGCUGCAGCCAAAGGAAUUCUAUCAUGCUUUGUGGUCCGGACUGUCACUCAAAGGCCUCGUGGAUGACCGACCUCCUACAUCCGAGGAUCCGGACUCAAAAGACAGCUUGAAUAGAUUCAACAGAUGCGUUAUCAGCUCGUCAAAAGGUCUUGCCGAAAUCACGACGAAAUCGAAGAAGCCAAUCGUGCAGUUCAUUCAUGAGUCGGUCCGGGACUUUCUGAUCAAAGACAAGGGUCUCCAGCAAAUGUGGCCGGAACUAGGUCUUGACCCGGAGGGCCCAAGCCAUGAAAUGCUAAAACAAUGCUGCAACCUAUAUACGAACCAUGUCUCUCCGCCAAUAGUCGCAAAACUCCAAGAUGAAGAAGACAUCAACAGGGAGCAUGAGGUCCGGAGACCAUACCCGUUUCUGGAGUAUGCCUGCCAACAUAUCUUCUACCACUCGGACGCAGCCGCCAGCUCUGUUCCUCAAGACGAAUUCCUUGAUACUUUUCAAACUUACGAUUGGAUUCUGAUCAACAAUCUUCUCGAAAAGCUCAUGUCUCAGACAUACAGGUCAAGUGCGAGUGAUGCAAGUCUGGACUAUAUUCUCGCAGACAUAGGGUGCCCCAACCUUAUUCGCGCGAGACUGAAGCAUAACCCUGAUGUCCAUCGCCGUUCCCCAGCUGAGAGAUACAAAUACCCACUUUUUGCCGCGUUGGCCGCCGGUAACAAGGAGACUGUCGCCGCUCUUCUGAAUACUCCCUCCCACAUCUAUAAUGGAGAAGAUCUCACGGAAGGCCUCAAUAACAGAAAAGAUAUGAAAGCCUAUGGGCGCCUGACACCUUUGACUUGGGCGGCGCAGGAAGGACGGAAGAGCAUUGUUGAACUGCUUCUUCUCCAAGACGUUGACAUAAAUGAGGAAGAUUGGAAGAUGUUCACUCCUCUUGUUCGGGCUAUAACCCACUGCCAUGAAGAAAUUGCUACCCUCCUCAUUACCAGCGGAGCGGAUGUGAACAUCUGUGGGCCGCUGCACGCUGCGUGCUGGGGAGGACUGGAUAGUCUUGUGGGCCUUUUGCUCGACGAAGGAGCAGAGAUCGACCAAGGUUAUUCAAGCUCAAGCACGCCGCUUAUUAGAGCCAGUGAAGGUGGUCAUCUCAGGACUGUGAUGCUCUUGAUUGAGAGAGGAGCAACAUUGAACUUUCAAGACGAACAUGGUGUUGCACUACUUUUGGGUGCAUCUACUUCCAAUUGCUUGAAGUUAGCGCAGUUUCUUAUCAAAAAUGGGGUAAAUGUGAACGCUAAAGAUGAAUAUGGAAUCUCGGCUCUUUCGAGGGCAUCGCAGUCGGGAAGUGAGGCAGUACUUCAGCUUCUUGCUGACAGUGGAGCUGAUGUUCAUGCGAGAAGCGACAAAGGAUCUACACCCCUUUUCCGGUCUGCAAAUGCAAGGAUAGCCAAUAUCCUUAUCACAAGAGGGCUAGAAGUCAACAUGAAAGACGAGGGUGGAGACACGCCCCUCAUAGAUGCUGUUCGGCGUUCAAACGAUGUGUUGAAGCAUCCACGCCGCAAAAGAAGAACCGAGGCCAGCUCUACAAGUGAAGGUUCAAAUUUCUCUGCCCGGACAAUUAUUGCCAACGAGUACGACGGAGUAGUAAAAACCCUUAUUGAACACGGAGCCGACGUUAAUGUUCAGAAUCGAAACGGGCAGAAACCGCUCAUGAUGUCUCUGCUCUAUAGGAACACAAGUUUGGCGAAGCUUCUUAUCGAGCAAGGGGCGGACGUCAAUAUUGAGACCAAUGGCGGAGAAACACCCCUUCUGAUAGGUAUAAGGGGCAUGGAGGAAGAGAUCGUGAGACUUCUUAUUGAGCGAGGAGCUGAAGUCAACGCAAGAGAUGAUGGUGGAAACACGCCUUUGCUUAUGGCUGUGCACUGGAAUCGCGAGGUCAUUAUGCGACUUCUCAUUGAGCGAGGAGCUGACGUCAACGUAAGAGAUGCUUGGGGAAGCACGCCUUUGUCUAUAGCCGCGAAAAGAGCAGAUGGCGAUGCCAUUGUGCAGCUUCUUAUUGAGCGAGGAGCUGACGUCAACGCAAGAGAUGAUGAUGGAAACACGCCUUUGUCAGAGGCCAUGAAAAACGCAAAUGGAGAGGCCAUCGUGCAACUUCUCAUUGAAAAUGGAGCUGUGGACAGCGAGUUGUCUGAGUGA